CACUGUAUGCGCAUGCGUCGUUCCGACUCGCUCAUGCACUCGUCAACCGCGCACCGUUAUCUGGGCCAAACUGUCAUCUAGAUCCCAUCUUCCCCAGCCGAAAACCGGGCUUUCUCAAACCACACACGGCGGGCCUCGGUGAUUUUCUCAGCGGGCCAAACGGAGAGCAUACCUCCUCUGUUUUCCCAAGAAGAGAAAAAGCUUUUAUCGGGACAUUUUCUCUGCAAUUAACAAGCAGGCGCAAGAUGAAGCUGGACAGGGGUUGGAUAUGGGGCCUGCUGCUCCUGUUCUCCCUUGCUGGGGCAGCUGCGGCAGCCCAGGAGAAGCAGUUGGAGCUUGAUGUUUCAGACAUCGAUGAAGAUAUGGGGUUGGACAAUGAGGAAUUGAAUGUUCUGCUGGAAGGAGAGGAAGAGGAGAUGGAGGAGGAGGAGGAGGAUGAGGCGACAGUGAUGGAUGAAGAUCAAGCUGAUAAGACAGACGGAACAGCCAGUGGGACGGCUGGAGUGGAUGCUAAUGUCUCCUUCCAGGUAACUUACAAGACUCCUGUUCCCACUGGAGAAGUCUACUUUGCAGAGACGUUUGAUGAUGGAUCCCUGGACAGAUGGCAGCAGUCAAAGACAGUUAAGGGGGUUGUCUCCUCUCCGGCUGUAGGGAAGUGGGCUGUGGAGCAGCUGAAGGAGAACAAGAUUCCAGGAGACAAAGGUCUGGUGCUCAAGUCCCGGGCCAAACACCACGCCAUCUCCUCCAUGCUGAACAAACCCUUUGUCUUCCAGGACGAUACUCUGGUCGUACAGUAUGAGGUGAAUUUCCAGGAUGGUAUUGACUGUGGUGGCGCAUACAUCAAACUGCUCUCUGACACCGGCGAUCUCAAUCUGGAGCAGUUCCAAGACCGUACCGCCUACAGCCUCAUGUUUGGACCCGACAAGUGUGGUGAGGACUACAAGCUGCACUUCAUCUUCCGCCACCUCAACCCUCUGAACAAAGACACGGAGGAGAAGCACGCCAAGAGGGCCGACGUGGACCUCAAGAAGUUCUACACUGACAAGAAGACUCACCUCUAUACUUUGGUCCUGAACCCAGACAACAGUUACGAGAUGUUCAUCGACCAGUCCAGCGUGAGCCGCGGCAGUCUGCUGCACGACGUCAUUCCUCCGGUCAACCCCCCCAAAGAGAUCGAUGACCCAUCUGACUCCAAGCCCGAGGACUGGGACGAGAGGGCCAAGAUGCCUGAUCCUGAGGCCGUCAAACCAGAAGACUGGUGAGUACAAACCUUGUA
This is a messenger RNA of Notothenia coriiceps (black rockcod), 1276 nucleotides long. Its product is annotated as calnexin-like. The transcript has 8 exons. The record is from RefSeq and is a predicted model, not a curated record. Gene Ontology annotation, cellular component: endoplasmic reticulum membrane; endoplasmic reticulum. The coding region runs from base 246 to 1262 and encodes 338 amino acids. Gene Ontology annotation, biological process: ERAD pathway; protein folding. Lineage: Eukaryota; Metazoa; Chordata; Actinopteri; Perciformes; Nototheniidae. Gene Ontology annotation, molecular function: calcium ion binding.